Molecule: messenger RNA, 2455 nt
Organism: Xenopus laevis (African clawed frog)
Lineage: Eukaryota; Metazoa; Chordata; Amphibia; Anura; Pipidae
Gene: gltp.S
Product: glycolipid transfer protein S homeolog
Biological process (GO): ceramide 1-phosphate transport; ceramide transport; intermembrane lipid transfer
Cellular component (GO): membrane; cytoplasm; cytosol
Molecular function (GO): ceramide 1-phosphate transfer activity; ceramide 1-phosphate binding; lipid transfer activity
Source: RefSeq, marked provisional
CUUAGUUGGAGUUCAGAAUAGAUAGAAGGUGUGUUCGGGCUGCUGCUCGCCGAAACUUACCGGUGUGUGGGGGACCUGUAACCGGAGCGCACCAUGUCUCUGCUUCUUCAGCACCAGUUCAAGCCACUUCCUGCUGAUAAACAAAUCGACACCUGCAGCUUCCUGGAUUCUGUUUCCCAUCUGCCCGCUUUCUUUGACUGCCUUGGCUCUGCAAUAUUUUCUCCAAUCAAGGCGGAUAUUACAGGAAAUAUAACGAAAAUCCGUUCAGUCUAUGAAUCGAACCCUACCAAGUUCAAGACCCUGCAGAUGAUUCUGGAAGGAGAGAAGGAAUUGCAUGGACCCCAGUGGCCAAAAGUUGGAGCAACAUUAGCGUUGAUGUGGUUAAAAAGGGGCCUAAAGUUCAUUCAGGUUAUGCUACAAAGUAUUGCUGAUGGAGAAAGGGAUGAUCAGAACCCGAAUCUUAUCAAGGUGAACAUAACCAAGGCCUAUGAGAUAGCGCUCCAAAAAUACCAUGGCUGGCUUGUGCAGAAGCUUUUCCAGACUGCACUGUUUGCGGCUCCAUACAAAGAUGUCUUCCUUAAGGCCCUCUCCAAAGGACAGACGGUGAAGGAAGAGGAAUGCAUAGAGAAGAUCCGACAGUUCCUGGUGAAUUACACUACAACCAUAGAAGCAAUCUAUAUAAUGUAUAACAAGAUGAAUGCAGAGCUGGAUUACAAAGCUUAGUUAACCCUACCAAAGACUGUUUGUGGACACAGCUCAGGAGAUUGCUUUUCAACGGAAUGUUUUCAUUGGAUGGGUGCAAGCUGCAGAACCAAAGUAAACUAAUGACCGUUAUUUUUUCAGCAGGGGAAAGUUAGGUGCAGGUUUCAUUUGGUGAACUUGGGCCAAUAGGUGGUUCACAUGUCAAGAUUUAGGCAUCUGUCUCUUCUAGGCAUUUAAGAAAAGAACCUAGCAGGUACCUUUUAUUAAUUGGGGGGGGGCACUGAUUAUACAAAUGUGAAGUAUUACACCAGGAAGGAAUUUUAAUUUAAAUGUUGCAAGGGAUCCAAUGAAAGUUCCUGACCCCCUUCGUACAACAGCACAUCAUGUCUACAAUACAAGCAGCUAUACAAAUCACUGUCAUUAGAUCACUUUGGUACUUUAAGUUUACACCUUUUUUCUGUUCUUGGAUCACCAAAGUCGCUCUGCUGAUUAAUAAUAAUAAUGGGACUAAAUACAAACAUAUUAUUUCAUUUCUAACUUGUAUAGAUUGGCACUUUAAUGAAUUUGCAAUAUUUGCAUCCACAGAUCUUUGCACGCCGUCUCUUGGCUGCAAGGGGUGGUAUUAAAGCUACUUUUCUAUUCAUUAUUAUGAAAAUUACAGGGUAUUGUCAAUACAUAUAUGGUUUGACAUUUAUAUUCAAACACUGUGUGGUCUCUUGUCUAACUAAUGCUUUCACCAACAGACAGUUACUGAAAGGCAAACUAUAGCUAAAAUGCAACAAAAGAAGAUGCAGCAAAAGUGUACAUAUAUGCGUACAGUGUAUGGUAUCCAUCCAUUCAGCCUACAGCCUUAAAAAAGCAUAUAUCUUGCAGAAAUAGAAUGUAAAACAGGAGACUGCUUUAGCAUAAUGUUUUAUUUAUUUUUCUUUUGAAUAUUAGCAGGUGCACAGUAGGUAAUGGAUGGGGAAUGUUCCACAGGGCAAUUGUGGGCACUUUAAGUGUUACAAAAACCUUGCACCAAAAUGCCCCAAACCACACCCAUUGUCAUUGCUUUUAAAAUAAAUCUUGUGAAAUGUUUGCACCAUCUUUGCAAGUGGCACAUAUGAUGUGCUGUAUCAUGUUUGUGCCUUUUGUAAUUCUGGUUUAGAUUUUAGUGAGGUUUCCUGACUCUUCUUGGGUUUAGCCAGGUUGUGGGGUUCUGGCUUUCACAAUAUUUGUGGGCAGUGGACUUUGUUCUGAAAAUAUAUAUAAACUACAACCCCCAUUUUAUGUUUUUCAGGGGACCAGGAAAAAAUUUUGUAAAAUUUAAAAAAAAGUUAAAGUAACUUUUUCUUCAAUUAUUGAAAGUAUAUAAGCACAGGAGUCAGUUUUACUUUGAGAUACAAUAUUUACUGUGUUAAUAAGAAGGGUUAAGCAAUGCAGCGUUAAUGUUACACAUUGGGGUGCAUGUGCAAGGCCUCAUACCUAAGUCACAUACCUAAACUAAAGCAAUAAGUGAUUGGUGCAGGGCUGUAUAAGGAGCAGACUAAUUGGAAUUGACCAUUUACAGGCAGAACCAUGGCAAUAUAUAUAUCUGGUUAGUAUUUUAAACCUCUUUAUUUCACAAAUAACAUUAAUAGAGGGAAAAAAAGCAGUUUUUGGGAACAUCAGGACAAAAUUUUGAUGGAAAAUCUGGGAAAACGUUACUUAAAAUCAGGGAAAUGCACCCAUUGAAAUGCAUUAUAAAUUGGUGGGACCACAAAUAAAAAAAAAA